AUGUACACAGUUGCUGUACACACAAUCGGAGCCACCUGCACAUCAACGGAUGGAUCAAAGGGUGACUGCUCGGAUGUCAACGCCAUUUGUCCAACAACAAGCAAAAAGUGUGAAUGUAAAUCUGGAUACACCGGACCUACUGGAGGAACAUGUGUUAUUACUCCUGGAACCGCUGGUGGCGCUUGCUUAACAAAUCCUGCCUGCACUGGCGACACUUUAGUAUGCCAAUCAUCAGUAUGCAAGAUCAAAGCCGGAGCAGCCUGUACUUCACCUACCGCUCAUUGUGUUCCACAGUCGACCUGCUCUACGACCUGCAAGUGUGAUGACGGCUACACUGCACUACAGACUGGCUUGUGUACUGCCAUCGACCAAGGGAAGGUAAACGCAGCCUGCGAUGGAACUAGGGUCUGUACAGGAACAAAUGUGGAAUGUACAGGCGGGUUCUGUACGUGUAAGGACGGUUUUUCGGGGAACAAAGGCGACAAUGAUUGUACCUCAAACAAAGGGGUGGCACUAGGACAGGUGUCUGUGUGGACUCUCUGUAUGACCAUCUUGACCGUGUCGCUGGCUGUCAACGUGGUGUAGGCUGUCACC
Messenger RNA from Pomacea canaliculata, 594 nucleotides. RefSeq names its product scavenger receptor class F member 2-like. Bases 1 to 585 code for a protein of 194 amino acids. The record is from RefSeq and is a predicted model, not a curated record. The transcript is spliced from 5 exons. NCBI's taxonomy places the organism in Eukaryota, Metazoa, Mollusca, Gastropoda, Architaenioglossa, Ampullariidae.